Schistosoma curassoni is the source of this 2553-nucleotide messenger RNA. NCBI's taxonomy places the organism in Eukaryota, Metazoa, Platyhelminthes, Trematoda, Strigeidida, Schistosomatidae. The record is from the annotation of a GenBank genome assembly.
AUGUUAGAUUUCCUCAACCUGAAGAAAAGUGACUACUUGUGUGAAUUAUGUCGUGGAAGUAUAAAAGGCGAAAACUGCACACCAAAAUCAUGCUCUCAUAUGUUUCAUAUUAAUUGCUUAGAGGAUUGGGCUAGUGAUUUUGACUGUUCUUCGGGAUUCGCCUGUCCUGUCUCUGGUUGUUCCUUAUCCUUCAGUGAAAUACUAAUCCGCAAGACACCUGGUUCUGUAAAUUUCACAGUAACGUCCUUUAAAGAGAACCACCAAUGCCCGAUAUGUUGCGAAAGGAUUCGAAAGCCUGUUGCUACUCCGGAAUCAUGCAAUCAUGCGUUUUGCUACAUAUGUCUAAAAGAGUGGUCACGUGUACGGCAUGAAUGUCCUCUGGAUCGUGGCGUUUAUGAGCUUAUUUUAUUGUCUGAUUGGGUUGGGGGCCCCAUAAUAAAGCGGGUUAAUGCGCCACCUGUUAAACAGCAGCCUUCAGAAACACCACCAUUAGAAUUGGAUGUUAACUGUGAGGUAUGUCAUCGUCCAGAUGAUGAAGCACACUUGCUUUUAUGUGAUCACUGUGAUAGAGGGUAUCAUACUUACUGUCUCCCAACCCCACUCUCAUCCAUCCCAGAUGGCGACUGGUUUUGUCCAGAAUGUCUUCGACAGGGGGUUGUCCCGCCCGAAAUAAUUGCUACCGAUGUCGCGCCAGCAACAACUACUAAUAGACGUGUUCGAAGAAGUAUUCGGAGAAGGUUAAUUGAUUCUGAGGCAGAGGAGAGUGAGCACGAUGAAUUGAACACUUCCUUAGAUUCUAGUUCAGAAAACCUCCAUUUAACACGUGAGCUUAGUUUUGCUGCUCAGAGGAGGCUUGAAGAGCAGGCUACUAGACGUCAUCGUGGACGUCGGUUAUUACAGGAUUUAAUCGCUGAUCUAAGUGAACGAAUAACAUCAGAAGCCUCUGUUCGAGCGCGACGCCGUCGUAGUCAACGACAACGUGUUCAAAAUCAGCUUGCAUCAGAAUCUACUAGUUUAAGUCCAUCUGGUCCAGCGAACAGUCAGACGACAAUCUGUUUCGAAAUAUCAUCUUCGACAAGUCAACCUGUUAGUAUCCGGUUGGGCCGUCCUCCAAGUUAUUCGAACUCUCACCACAGAAGCCAGAUUCAUAAUAUUGUUCGGUCAGAAUGUAAUGGACAAGUAUCAGGUCAUGAUCAGUCAGAGCCAUCUCGUAAAAGACUGCGUAUACUAUCCAGCAGUGAUUCGGAUUCAGAUGAUCAGAAUGGAGUUAUACUUCGUAGCACAAAACUUACUGGUCACCGUUCUCGAUUGCUACGAUCUCCUAGUGAGUCAGAAGUGGAAGAGUUUCCUGUUUUAGCGGGCCCAUCAUCCUCGCACGAUUCCAAUGGAGUUCAGGAAGGCAAUACUGUCAUCCAAACAAGUACUACCAGUCUUAAUGGGGAUGUAUGCAGCAGUAGAACUUCGGAGUCUUCUCAUAUGGAUUUCAUUCAAGAUUCUACAUUUGAAGUCACUCAUAGUAAAUCUGAUUCAGAAAAUUCUAAUUUCGAUGAAACUUUUGUUCCUGCUGUGAAAAACCCACCGAAAAAGAGUAAAACAACGCGAAAAACCAAAAGACGCUUAUCUAAAAAAGCGAAAGGCAAACGUGUCAAGAAAAGGUCACUUAAAUCCAGAACAUUUAAGCGUUCGAGAAACAAAACAAUGCGUAAAAAAAUACGGAAACUCUCCUCGUCCCUAUCGUCUGUUAGCCCGAAACCAUCAACUUCUUCCCAACUUCGAGUUCGAAAUGGCUUGAUAGGAUCUAGUCUACCUAAAUUAUCAAUUUUGGGUAAAGAAUCACAAUGCGAUUUUAGACUUUUGGUCGAUGAAGAUGACGAUAAAGCAUCAAUCGUACCUUCUCUACCUAUCAUAACUGCUAGUUCCACUUCAAACAAUUCUAUUUCCCAACCGAAUCCUCGAUCAUCAACUUAUCUCAGUGACAUAGAAGCUGGACAGGCAUCAUUGUUCCGCUUUUCUACUCGUCAUAUGCAAGUAAAUCCGGAUCAUUCUAUGUCGCCUAUUCCGGUAGCCAAGGUCCCAUCACUUUCCACAAACAAGGUCAAUAUAGCGAACUCAGUAAACAAUAAAUUCCCCUCUCUGUCUACAGUUAACUCCAUCUCUUCUCCUUCUACAUCAGAUGGCGUAUCUUCUGUCUCCAAGCCUCUCAUAUCCUCAAAUUCAAAUACAAACUCUCAAGUAAAACAUUAUAACAAUACACCUGCAAAAUGUUCUGUUAUCAAUAAUCUUAUCCCAUCAACAUCUCACAGUUGUCCAAGUGAAGUUAAUCCUUCACAUUGUAAUUGGAGCUCUGAAUCUCUGCAAAGAGUAAAGUCUACCUUGAAACAUCAUUUAAAGGCAUAUGUCUCUUCUCACAGAAUAGACAAAGAAACUUGUCGUAAUAUUUUUCAACGUUCGUUGAGCAAGAUUAUCAACAAACCAUCUCAUAAGGUUACUGAUGAACGUAUUGCAAAGUUGGUUGAUGAUUAUGUUCAGUAUUGUUUGAGGCAUAGAACAUGA